GUAAACACCAUCCAAUCCCAUCAUGCCUUGCGUUGUGCCCGCCGACACAGAGAGCUAGCGAUGCUAGGCUAGCCGCUGUUAGCAACCGGAGGCGGACAUGUUGUGCCGACCCUUCCUUGAAUAAACAUUGUUUUAAAAUCGUAUUUUUGGUGUUUAGGGGAAGGCUCCGUACGUUGGGCAACCAUGGAUGCUGUUAACGCCUUCAACCACGAGUUAUUCUCCUUAAUGGAUUCUAAGCCACCAAUCUCUCGGGCUAAGAUGAUCUCUAUCACCAAAUCAGCCAUCAAAGCUAUGAAACUUUACAAACAUGUUGUCCAGAUUGUGGAAAAGUUCAUUAAAAAGUGUAAGCCUGAGUACAAGGUGGCUGGUCUGUAUGUGGUGGAUUCCAUAGUUCGGCAGUCCAGGCACCAGUUUGGGCCUGACAAGGAUGUGUUCGGUCCAAGAUUCACCAAAAACAUUACUGCAACUUUUGAGAACCUUUGCCUUUGCCCUGUGGAGGACAGGAGUAAACUAGUACGUGUGUUGAACCUGUGGCAGAAGAAUGGAGUGUUUAAGAUUGAGGUUAUUCAGCCUCUCUUGGACAUGGCAGCUGGCACUACCAGUGCUGCUACUCCGCCUGCGGGCAUAGAUGAGCCAGGUUCUCCACCGUCUCCAGCCAAUGAGCCAGUUACUGAGGCAAUGACCAACUCCACCAUGACAUCUGCACCUGACAACCUGACAUCUGCAAACUCUGAUGCCUUUGCUGCUGUGGCACAGCUGUUCAAGUCUUCACAAGGCCAUCAGCUUCAGCAAAUGCUUCAGAACUUUCAGCAGCAGCCAGUGAACCCAGAGGCGAACCCUCAGCCCCCUGCUCCGACCAUUCCAACACAUCCUCAGAAUGUCACUCCUGCUCAGGGUGUGGUUGCUCCACAUCCUCCUCUACCACCGCAGCCUCCCCAACCCUCCCCACAAAAGACGGCCUUUGACAAGAAAUUGCUGGACCGUUUUGACUAUGAUGAUGAACCAGAAGGUGGAGAAGAAGCAAAGAAAGAUGAAACUUCAUCACAGCCCUCUUUUAUGCAGCAGCCUCCAGCCUUCCCUCAGCAGAUGGAGCACUUUCAACCACAGAUGUUAAACAUGUCACAGGAUCCCUCUCAUCAGAUUCCUCUCCCUCCUAAUGGCCAGCUUCAAGCAUAUGGCUUACCUCCCGGACAAGGCUUUCCAGGUUUGAUGCCAUUGAUUGGGCAGCCUCAGCUGGAGCAGCCACUCCCUGGUUCUGCUGGGCCUCCAGUCUUCCAGGGAGGAUUACCCCCAACUAAUGCAACCCAGCAACUACAGCAGGAUUUGUCUAUGGAUGUGGAUCGUUCAUCUGUGAGGGAUGGCAGACAUGGUCGCAGGUCACACUCAGGUUCAAAGUCUCCAAAGCGGAGGCGAUCACGGUCUAAUUCCCGUACACGGCGGUCCAGGCACAGGCGGUCCCGCUCACGCUCCAGAGACCGGCGUCAUCAUUCCCCGCGCUCUCGUUCACAGGAGCGAAAGGAAAGGGAGAAAGAGAGGGAGAGAAGACAGAAAGGCCUUCCACCACUCAAGAGUGAGACACUAAGCGUUUGCAGUACAACACUCUGGGUUGGCCAGUUGGAUAAGAGAACACAGCAGCAAGAUGUUGCUUCUUUAUUGGAGGAGUUUGGACAGAUUGAGUCCAUUAAUAUGAUUCCUCCACGUGGAUGUGCCUAUAUUGUCAUGGUGCACCGACAAGAUGCCUUCAGAGCGCUGCAGAAACUCAGCAGGGGGUUGUUCAAAGUUAACCAGAAAGCCAUAAAGAUUGCUUGGGCUUUGAACAAAGGCAUAAAGGCGGAGUUUAAACAGUACUGGGAUGUGGAGUUGGGCGUCUCCUACAUACCUUGGUCUAAAGUCAGAGAGGACCAGCUGGAGGAGCUAAAAGAAGGAGGAAUACUGGAUGUUGAUACCUUAUCUCCAGAGUGGAGUGGUGUGCAGAAGAGUUUUGAAAAUCCACAGGAACUGAACCACAAUGGGCGUUCAGAACUGCAGCAGCCUGAAGAGGCACAAAUAUUACCUAUGUCUGCUCCUCCUCCUGCACAGAUUCCUCCAAUGCAGCAGCCGGGGAUGGGUGUCGGUCCGCUCCAGCCUCCUGUGUUUCCCGGUCCUAUAGGCAUGCCGCCACCUUCCUUCCCUCCUGGUGUCCCACCUCCUCCAUUCAUGAGACCUGCCUUCAAUCCCAUGCAGAUGCCACCAGGUUUUCCUCCUCCAGGUGCCAUGCCACUUGGCCCCCCGCCACCUUCAAAAGUGGGAGUAGAGGAAAUGCCUCUGGAUCCUGCAAGUCUGGGUAACAGAAACAAUGAUGAGGGUCCUGAGCGUCCUAAUAUCUUCAACAACCAGAUGGGACCUAUGGGUAACCCUGUACUUGGGCUUCCAGGUGGUCCUCCAGCAAAUAUCCAACCCCCUUCUGGUGGCUUGCUUGGGGCACGGCCUGGAAUAAUUCCACUCCAGCGUCCUCCAGUGCCACCACCACCACAUAUGCAGCGUUUUCCUCCACUUCAUGGUCCACGUCCACCUCAUCCCAACAUGCCCCCUAUGCCCCCGCAGAUUUUACCCAGGGGCCCGCCUUCUCAGAUGAUUCAUCAUGAGCCACCACAACCCAAAGGAGGCUUUGGAAUGCCACCUCCUCACAAUGUGAGGGGUCCUUUUCCUCCACAUGGCCAUGGCCCUCCUCCUCAGGGUCCUCCUCAAGGUCCUCCUCGGGGUCCUCCUCCUCCAUUCAUCAGACCAGGUGGUCCAAGGGGCCUAGAAGUGCCAGACGAAAUGGACAGCAGACCAUUCAGGGGAGACAGGCCUGGAUUCAGGGACAGAGAGCCAGAAAGAGAGAGAGACUGGGAUCGAGAAAGGGAUAGAGAGAGGGACCGAGGCUUUGGAGGAGGGAGACGUCCAUUUGGUGAUGGAGGGAGAGGAGUAGGUGGUGAUAGAAUGGAUGGAAGGGACAGGCUUGGAGGAUGGCAGCAAGACGGUGGAGAUCAUCGAGGAGGAGGGUGGGAGAGAGACCGAGACAGGGAUCGUGAGAGGGAUAGAGAUAGAGACAGGCGGGACUGGAGGGAGAGGCGCAGCAGCCUGGAUAGCGACAGGGAUCGGGGGAGGGGUGAUGAAGGGGAGAGGGAUCGUGGGAGGGGGAAUGGAGGCGAAAGAGGAAGGGGAGAAGGAGGGAACCGAGAAAGAGGGAGAGGGGUUGAGGGAAAAGAAGGCGACAGGCCAAGGCGCUCAGAACGGCGAGAGAGAAUCUCACGAUGGGACAAAGACGAUCGACUGGCUGAACUGGAAAAGAUGGACAAAUUGAGGACCUCUGACAGCACAGAGAAACCUCAGGUGACUCCUGUGGUGACUCUGGAAACCACUAAAGAACCAAGUGUGGAACCUCAAAAGAAGGCAGAAUCUGAACCUUCACCUCCGGCCCAAGAAGUAAGUAGUGCUGUAGCAGAGCCAUCGCCCUCUAAGCCUUUACCUCCAGCUCCAAGUGACUCCACGGAAACAAAACCAGAGUCAGCGUCAUAGGCCGACUCGCUGCUCCUUCGGGCAGAGACUGAUGUGCCCACAGCUGAAAGAUAAGACAGACACUCAUGACUGAUAGGCCGCCACCUUGGCCAACGGCUUCUGACUAAUUGCACUGUCAGGUUUGUCAGUUGGUAUUUCAGUUUUUUGGACAGUAAGACAUUUCUGCAAAAUGAACAUUUAUCACGCAUAAUGUCUAAUAGAGUGAAUCAGUUCAGCUUUUAUGACAUUACGUCUGUGUCCUGAAGCACAGACCCACAUACAAAAACAUUGGAGGAAAAUGGCUGUAGUUGAACUGUCAGUUCUAGAGUAGUGUUUCUCCUUAGUGUGAAUCGUAAGAAUGAAUGUUGUUCUCCUCCCCCCCCCCCCGUUUUCUGUGAAGCUUUUAAUUUUAGAUUCUUUUUUUCUUUCACAUUUGUUUGCAGAAUUUUGGUUUUGGACAUGUGGGACAGUAACCAACUCCCAAGAUCCCAUCCCAAGUAAACAUUUUCAUUUCAAAACAAUUUAUUUAUUUAUUUUUUUUUUUUAUUUCAGAAUACUUUGUUGAACACUGAAUAUCUUUCCAAACAUCCACCUGGUAAAAUAUUGGAGGCUUCAUUUCAAGUUGUCACAUUCAUGUUUUUCAUCAGCUCAUUCUUGGACAGUAAGUCUUCAUAAGGUUUAGUGUGACCUUGUAAUAAUAUAUUCUGGAAUUGAGGGGACAUAACAUUGAGAAUAAGGUUUAAUCAUUGAUUUGCUCAAUAUUGCUCAGCAUGAACAUAAGCAGUUGGCUUAAUUUUGACAGCAGUAUCACAAUUAACAACAAAUGCCCACAAUCCUUAAAAAGGUUUCAGAUUAAUGUAAGUGAACAAUAUGAACAUUCCACAACCUCUACAAUUCUUAUAAGCAGAGAAAAUGUUUAAUAGAAAUAAAAUUUUAUUCUGACAACUCCUCUUAAUCUAAUUGGGAUUGAAACCCCUUAACAUGCCUGUAAUUGAUAGUCAGGAAUUUAAAAAUGAGUCACAUUCUUGGAGGGGCUUUUUAGCUAAAUGUUAAUUUUUGUUUUGUUUUACAUCAGGUGAAUUUGCUUAUAAGUAAUUCUUUAGUUACAGAAAUUCUGACAUAAUUUUCUCAAAUAUUUAAAUCAGAAUAGUUGGAUAAUUAGUUGCAUUCUAACGCAUUGUAUUGUUGCUAGGGGAUGGCAUUUCAGUGUUUUGUGCACAGAAAUUAGGAAUGUGAAGAUAUGUUUAUUCCUUAUUCAUCAUUGCGUAUUCUUUUGUAUAUUUGGCAAGUAAAGAUGUGAUUUUAUGAAAGUGGGUUUUGCUCAAGGUAAGAGCAACUGAGGUCAUCUAAAUGUAUUCCAAAUAAAAGGAAACCCAUCAAACAUAUUAAACUUACAGCAUAGCCAUUUACAAAUUAGAUUUGCAAUAAAACUGCUUGGACCAGGCCUCUUAAAAAAAAAAAAAGAAAAAAAGUGGGGGAUGGGUGACAGAACCCCCACUUCUGUGUGUUAAGGGGGUUACCUUUGGACUUUUAAUUUUCAUUUUAAGCAGCAAUUUUUUAAAAUCUGAUAAAUACUUAUGUUGAGAUAUGAAAAUUCACUUGAAAAGUAAAGAAACGUCUGACGUUCACACCCUGGAAUAAAUGUACAGUUUGUGUUUUUCUUUUAGGUUUAAUAGAGAAGUACCUAUCCUACAGAGGAAAGCUGUUGAUUUCUAUUUGAAAACUAUUUUACACAACAGAAAUUUGAGCAAAACACCAGGUCACUUGACUAUAGGGAUGCGACACGCGUUUUAUGUUUCUGGAGAUCUUUUGUCUGUGUGAAUGGAAAGGAGGCACACUUGCGUCGUAACAAGCCAUUUUAUCGAGUUAUGUCAUAAAGCAGCUGCUGUCACAUUUUAAUAAGUUUGUUGCAACAUUAAAUUAGAAAAUGUACCCCUGCCACUGAACUCAAACUGUAUGGACACAGCUUGCAAAUAUAGUGUAUCCUGUAUUCCACUCUAGAAAUCCUGUUUUCUGCCUGAUCAAUUUUGAGAUUGUUCAAGCCCCAUUCUGGUGUUUGAAUAAUUAACCGCAUAGUAACUGAUUGCAAAAAUAGUCACAAAAUGAAAAGUGUUACUUGAAACACACUGCUGUAAAUAUGCUUGUGUCACUGAAGAUUCCAAAGUGUAAUAAUUGUUGUUUAUAACCGAUUAUUCGUUUAUCAGAGAAGCAAAUUGACUUGGAAGGAACAACAGAGGCUGUUUGCCUUAACAUUUUUAACUCCAAAUGGCUUGAAAGUUGACAGAUGUUUCUAUGGUUUGUUAAAAAUGCAAAAGACCUGGGCAAAUAAAAUCUUCAAUAUUUCAGUCAUAGGAUGUUGUUUCUAAUAAACUAUUUUUUUACCAAAUCA
Molecule: messenger RNA, 5908 nt
Organism: Thalassophryne amazonica
Lineage: Eukaryota; Metazoa; Chordata; Actinopteri; Batrachoidiformes; Batrachoididae
Gene: scaf4a
Product: SR-related CTD-associated factor 4a
Exons: 19
Coding region: 184-3540 (1118 amino acids)
Biological process (GO): negative regulation of termination of RNA polymerase II transcription, poly(A)-coupled
Cellular component (GO): nucleus
Molecular function (GO): RNA polymerase II C-terminal domain phosphoserine binding; RNA binding
Source: RefSeq, a predicted model, not a curated record